UUUCUCUUUUGACGUUAAGUCGUUAAAAAACCGUUAAACAUCAAUGUUAUCUAUUAACAUUCAAGUGAUAUGUUAUCAAAAUCAAACUAAAACUAUAAAAGAUGAAUGCAACAUCAAAAUUCUUACAGAAUUUCGUAAUACAAGUGUUUGUUACGUACUUUAUUGAAAGAAUACAAAGACUUGUGACAGUUAUUUGGAAACUAUUUUAAGAAGCAAUCGUUAAACUUCAACUAACUUUUAACUCAAAUCAUGAAGAUAAUAAAAGAAAAUAUUGUCAGCAAAAUUAUAAUAUUCAACUGUAUGCUAUUAAUAAGUUUUUGUCAAAUAAGUGGUAUGAUGGUGAGAAAUAUAACAAAUAUAGAGAAAGAGGGACAUCAUGUGAGCUUCAACCAUUUUUUUCCUCUGAAUGUUGAGGAAAAAUUUAUCAGUGAAAAACAAAAAAUUGGCUCCUGUGGCAAUUGUUAUAUUGAAAGUGAUCAUCAUAACCAUUUAAAUCGAAGAAAUGACUUGAACUGGUAUGAUAAGUGUUUUGGACAGUUGCAAUCCUGUGCUGUAAUCAAAGAUUCAUCUGGAAAUAAUGCGAAUCCAAGCGACUGUACCGGAAGCUGUGCAUGUGUUUGUUAUACAUCAGAUCUACCUGAUGAUCAACAACAAAUUGACUCUUUAUGUCUUGAUCCACUUUAUGUAGAUGUUUCCCAGCAAUAUGUUAUUACUGGAGUCCGAUUUACAACCGUCAGAAAUAUGGUAAUGUUGCAAAUUCAAGAAGGAAAACUACAACACGGAGGAAUCAUCGCUCGGGGUACCAAUCAUUGGGUACCGCCAUCAAGAAACUGCACCAAAGUAGCACCUAUUGUUCAUGAUGAAACAUCCUUUGUUUUUGAUAACAUAACAUUCCCAUCUGACUACGCACUUACUGGUAUAUCAUUCAGAAAGUGUGUAGAAUCAUGGGAACAUAUGAAUAUAAAAAUAAAAACCAUUAGAAACUGUAAAGAUGAUUUUAUUUUCCUUACUGCUUACGGAGCUAGUUUCGAUGAUAUUCUAAGAGGGUACAAUGGUAAAAUACUUGAAGGUGAACGAAGUGGUGCCUUAAGUCUCUCAGGAAGGCAUGAUUACACUAAAAAAGAUAUGUUGAUUCCAACGAAAGCUGAAAAACAUGAUCAACAAGAAAAGAGAGGAAAUUUCGCGACAUUCAGAUCUACUAAACGUAUAUCUAAUGAUGCUGUACCAAUUAUUCCUUACAUUAGUACUCAAGACUUCAUGGCAAAACCAACGAGACCAUUGGUGGGCAUAGAAAUGAUCUAUUAUGGAGAUGAUCAUCAUGGUGGAUAUAUUUCACCUGUUAUUUAUAUUAAAUAAAAUUAAGUUAAUAAAAUUAAUUAUUUCAAAGAAA
Molecule: messenger RNA, 1390 nt
Organism: Chelonus insularis
Lineage: Eukaryota; Metazoa; Arthropoda; Insecta; Hymenoptera; Braconidae
Exons: 6
Coding region: 250-1356 (368 amino acids)
Source: RefSeq, a predicted model, not a curated record